Messenger RNA from Schistocerca gregaria, 1585 nucleotides. Its product is annotated as rRNA N6-adenosine-methyltransferase ZCCHC4. The transcript is spliced from 10 exons. The record is from RefSeq and is a predicted model, not a curated record. Gene Ontology annotation, cellular component: nucleolus; cytoplasm. Gene Ontology annotation, biological process: rRNA methylation. Gene Ontology annotation, molecular function: zinc ion binding; rRNA (adenine-N6-)-methyltransferase activity; nucleic acid binding. NCBI's taxonomy places the organism in Eukaryota, Metazoa, Arthropoda, Insecta, Orthoptera, Acrididae. The coding region runs from base 100 to 1533 and encodes 477 amino acids.
CAUCUGCAAUGAACAAAAUGUUCAUAUGGUUGAGUGCAUGGUAUGAUGCGGAAGGGUAGUGCAGUGUAUUGCUGAUUCUGAAGACGAAACACGAAGAAAAUGGGGAGAGGUAUUGAAAAUCAGAACCCGGUUUUGGAUGUCAUUAUGGAUGAUUUGCCAAAUCACCCUCAGUGCCCACAUGGUCCAAUGCUGCUAUUUGCACAAAAGAACAGGAAGUUCUAUGCUUGUUCCGCAUGCAGAGAUAGAAAGUUGUGUCCGUAUUUCAUUCAGCAUGGGACUGAAGUUAGUGCGGCACAUCUUUUAUCUUGCGCUGCUGAACGAGAAAAAUUGGAACCUGCAAGCAAUAUUGAUAUUUUGCGUCAGAAAGUUGUUAAAUUGCUAAAGAAGAAAAAGAAAGUGGAUUACUGUCAUUCUUGUGAAUGUUUUGUACUUGGUACUGAGGAACAGGGUCACCGUCAUCAUGAAGUUACGGCCAACAUAACCUUUCACCAUUUUACACACCCAUCUGAGCUACUGAAACCUUCAGAGAGGGACAAAAAAGAGGCUCAGUACCUGUUUUCCUCCAGUGCAGUAUCAGUAAUAUUGAAUUUAGCACAGAAAAAUAAUUUGAGGAAACUGCUCUGUAUUGGGUCACCACGGGUACACGAGUAUGUAAACAGUUCUGAAUACCGGAACAUGCACAGUCUACUUCUUGACAUAGACACUAGAUAUCAUUGCUUUUACAGUCGAGAUAAAUUCUGCUGGUACAAUUCAUUUAACAACUACUUCUUUGACUCUUCUUGCUUGGAAGAAGUACUGAAACCUUUCUUACUAACAGACGCCAAUGAUGGCAUUUUAUUGGUUCUUGACCCACCUUUUGGAGGCAGAAUGGAGCCUUUGGCGUACUCUAUCAAUGAGAUGCGCAGACUGCAUCAGGAAGUUAAUGAGCACCUGCAAAACCCUUCAUUUAAAGUUGUCUGGGUAUGUCCAUAUUUCAUGGAACCAUACAUACUUGAUGUCUGUCCAAAGUUGCGCAUGUUGGACUACAAAGUUUAUUAUGAGAACCACCCUCUGUUCUCUCAAGGUUCUAAAAUUAUGAAGAAGGGGUCACCUGUACGGAUUUUCACUGACAUUCCACUAGAGAAAUGUGAAUUACCAGCAGAAGAAGGAUACCGUUUCUGCCCCGUAUGUAGACAGUGGUCUAGUCAGGAGAACAAGCAUUGCACUUAUUGCAACAAGUGUACAUCAAAGAAUGGGACAACUUAUGAGCAUUGCUUUAAGUGCAACAGAUGUGUGAAACCUUCUUGGAAGCACUGUGACACAUGUGGACGCUGUUGCCUUACUAAUCACAAAUGUGGAACUUUCAUUCCUUCUGGUGUUUGUUUCCACUGUGGUGGUGAAGGACACAGGAAAGGCAACUGUCCACAGAAAGAGAAACUUGCUACAAAAAGAAAAAAAAGAAAAAUGAAGCAUCAUCCAAAGGAGACACCUGAAGUUAGUGUAAAUACAAAUGAAAAGAAAACUAAAGUACAAAAUAAAAGGAAAAGAUUGUAACAUUUCUAUACUGUAUUUCAAUUUAAUUUGUAAAUAAAGAGCUUUGUACAUA